AUGCCGCGCCAUGCGAACGUAUCGUACGGUUCUGUCGUCGGGUUGCGGCUUCCUAUCGAUCAAUUCCGGGGGUACUCCUCCAACAUCCAGCGACAGCUACAGAAAGCGAACGCGUACGUCGAGUCCGCGGAUGUCCUGCGGGACAGACGUGUUCCAUCUUCGCGUCAAUACCACCUCCAGGUGUUACGGCAAGAGGCCGUAAGGCGACUGAAGAUCGUCCGCGCCUCGUCCUGCGUGUGUCCCGAAGACGUGGACCUGUACAAGAACCUCGCCAAGUCCUACUUCAUCGCCGCAUUUGACGCUGCGGUCCAGGAUAGCACCCCACAUCCGCCCCUUCUCCUCAGAACACGAGCCGAACAAGAUAGUAGCCCUUCCUUCCCGUGGUGGCCUCAGGUUCACCCCGCGCCGGCGUUCGGCUGGGCGCUCACGCCGUCCGCCGUCCCGGUCUGGGGGUGGACUCCGCCGGCUACGAAGCCUGCGUUUGGCAUGUUCGCACCUCCGACGGGAGCUCGACACUUGGGCCGGUUCACAUGA
Molecule: messenger RNA, 534 nt
Organism: Punctularia strigosozonata HHB-11173 SS5
Lineage: Eukaryota; Fungi; Basidiomycota; Agaricomycetes; Corticiales; Punctulariaceae
Exons: 3
Coding region: 1-534 (177 amino acids)
Source: RefSeq, a predicted model, not a curated record